AUGCAGUUCACCAUCGUUGCCGCUCUUACCAUGGCCCUCGGCGCCCUCGGAGCCCCCCAGCUCGGUGGCCCUCCCAACACCAACAGCAUCCCUCCCGUCCCCGGUGAUGUCACUGUCGGCCAGGCCGGUGACACCUGUGGCUCUGACCUCGACCUCAGCUGCUGUGACAAGGUCGACCAGUCCGGCGAUGCCAUCAACACUGCCGAAGGCCUCCUUGCUGGUCUCCUUGAAGGUGCCUUGGAAGAUGCAACAGUUGGUUUGUUCGAUGGCUGCUCUAAGCUGAACGUUGCUGCUCUAGUUGGACUUUCGGACCUCCUCGAAAGCCAGUGCAAACAGACCCCCGCAUGCUGCCAGCACUCUGGUAUGGAACAGGACGGUCUUCUCAACGUCGGUCUCCCAUGCGUUGCCCUCGGCAGCGUCUUGUAA
Messenger RNA from Daldinia decipiens, 426 nucleotides. RefSeq lists its product as uncharacterized. The transcript has 3 exons. NCBI's taxonomy places the organism in Eukaryota, Fungi, Ascomycota, Sordariomycetes, Xylariales, Hypoxylaceae. The coding region runs from base 1 to 426 and encodes 141 amino acids. Gene Ontology annotation, cellular component: fungal-type cell wall. The record is from RefSeq and is a predicted model, not a curated record. Gene Ontology annotation, molecular function: structural constituent of cell wall.